This is a messenger RNA of Phytophthora nicotianae INRA-310, 402 nucleotides long. RefSeq lists its product as hypothetical. The record is from RefSeq and is a predicted model, not a curated record. The coding region runs from base 1 to 402 and encodes 133 amino acids. NCBI's taxonomy places the organism in Eukaryota, Oomycota, Peronosporomycetes, Peronosporales, Peronosporaceae. The transcript is spliced from 2 exons.
AUGGCCGAUCUCCUCAAUGAAGAAGCGGAAGAUGAAGCCGAUCUCGGAACGCCGAGUCCUGGAGUGACACGAACGCUGGAAGGAACGCCGGAUCCCGGUGGAACGGUCGUUUGGAACGCCGGGGAGGGUGUCGUCCCUGUCGGGGAGCAUCUCAAGACUACGGUUCCCGGCGACGGAACGCCGAGGAAUGGAUCGCUGGAGCCGGAUGAGCCUCUCACGCAGGCGGAACAGGAAGAGGAUCUCCAGGGCGGGGCUCCUCUGAUGCACCCGGCUCCUGUGGACGUAUUCGUGUUGGAUUGUGACAAGUUCGUAGAAGAACAAGGACGUGUGCCUGGGAUGAGGGCAUUGAAGGCGUUCCUUGAAGAUGGAGCGUUGGCGCUCGAUCUUCAAUUAAGGUCUUGA